This is a messenger RNA of Entrophospora sp. SA101, 522 nucleotides long. The record is from the annotation of a GenBank genome assembly. Lineage: Eukaryota; Fungi; Glomeromycota; Glomeromycetes; Entrophosporales; Entrophosporaceae.
AUGUUAGCACCACCAAUAGUUGGAAUUGAGUCUACUGUUAAUUAUGAUGUAGGAAAUGAAUCAUUUAGGUGUUCAUCUGAUAUUGAACAUAACAAAGUUUCAAUAAUUGGAGCCCUUGUAUUUGAUGGCUCAGCUAGAAAUGAUAUCUCGACUAAAGGAAGCAUGUCUGAGAUUUCAUUAAGCAAUCGUACAUCCAACCAGAGUCUAGCAUCAGUUCAGUUCGCUUCUAAACAUUAUGAAUUAUCAGAAGCCGAGCAAAAAAAUUCUGAUGAUAUAGAUGAAGGUAAAGUUGCCAUUGUGUCGAUGAAGAAGUUAUCAUUUACCGAGUGCGCAAAUUUAGUAUUAGACGGCCGAUCUACCAAAGAAAAUAAUAAAGAUACCGAUGAUUAUAAUGAGUUAUAUGAUAAUGAAGGAAACAAAAUAGACAUAGAAGUGAUUGACGAAGAAGUUACUGAUAAUAAUUUCGGUGGGACGGCGUUAAUGACACCUAGGACAACGAGAACCCCAAAUGAUUGGGCUUGA